This is a messenger RNA of Sebastes umbrosus (honeycomb rockfish), 2490 nucleotides long. Its product is annotated as glutamate dehydrogenase, mitochondrial-like. Gene Ontology annotation, molecular function: L-glutamate dehydrogenase (NAD+) activity. Bases 16 to 1575 code for a protein of 519 amino acids. The transcript has 13 exons. NCBI's taxonomy places the organism in Eukaryota, Metazoa, Chordata, Actinopteri, Perciformes, Sebastidae. Gene Ontology annotation, biological process: L-glutamate catabolic process. The record is from RefSeq and is a predicted model, not a curated record. Gene Ontology annotation, cellular component: mitochondrion.
UUCAGUCUAUGGUCCAUGUGGUCUGAUCUUCUCUGUAUGUGUGUGCAGGACAUCAACGCCCAUGCCUGUGUGACAGGAAAGCCCAUCAGCCAGGGAGGAAUCCACGGACGUAUCUCAGCCACCGGUCGUGGAGUUUUCCACGGCAUCGAGAACUUCAUCAACGAGGCGUCCUACAUGAGCAUGCUGGGCCUGACACCCGGCUUCCAGGACAAGACCUUCGUCAUCCAGGGCUUUGGUAAUGUGGGUCUUCACUCCAUGAGGUACCUGCACAGGUUUGGGGCCAAGUGUGUGGGCAUUGGUGAGAUUGAUGGAGCCAUCUACAACUCAGAGGGCAUCGACCCCAAACAGCUGGAGGACUACAAACUGGACAUGUACCUGAAUGCUGGCGGUGUGACUGUGUCUUAUUUCGAGUGGCUGAAGAACCUCAACCAUGUCAGCUAUGGAAGACUGACCUUCAAAUACGAGAGAGACUCAAACUACCACCUGCUCAGUGAGUACAAAACCGCUCUUUACUUCCUCCAUAACCCGCAGACAGACGACAUCAACGCCCAUGCCUGUGUGACAGGAAAGCCCAUCAGCCAGGGAGGAAUCCACGGACGUAUCUCAGCCACCGGUCGUGGAGUUUUCCACGGCAUCGAGAACUUCAUCAACGAGGCGUCCUACAUGAGCAUGCUGGGCCUGACACCCGGCUUCCAGGACAAGACCUUCGUCAUCCAGGGCUUUGGUAAUGUGGGUCUCCACUCCAUGAGGUACCUGCACAGGUUUGGGGCCGAGUGUGUGGGCAUUGGUGAGAUUGAUGGAGCCAUCUACAACUCAGAGGGCAUCGACCCCAAACAGCUGGAGGACUACAAACUGGACAUGUACCUGAAUGCUGGCGGUGUGACUGUGUCUUAUUUCGAGUGGCUGAAGAACCUCAACCAUGUCAGCUAUGGAAGACUGACCUUCAAAUAUGAGAGAGACUCAAACUACCACCUGCUCACUCCUUCAGGUUUAGAGAGGAAGUUUGGCAAGCAGGGAGGGCCCAUCCCAGUCGUACUCACUGCUGACUUCCAGGCCAGAGUUGCUAGUAUGUGUUUGUUUCUUUGUCUCUUUCAGAUCAUUGCUGAAGGUGCUAAUGGUCCCACCACCCCAGAUGCUGACAAGAUCUUCCUGGAGAACAACGUCAUGGUUAUUCCUGACAUGUACCUGAAUGCUGGCGGUGUGACUGUGUCUUAUUUCGAGUGGCUGAAGAACCUCAACCAUGUCAGCUAUGGAAGACUGACCUUCAAAUAUGAGAGAGACUCAAACUACCACCUGCUCAUGUCUGUUCAGGAAAGUUUAGAGAGGAAGUUUGGCAAGCAGGGAGGACCCAUCCCAGUCGUACCCACUGCUGACUUCCAGGCCAGAGUUGCUGGUGCCUCUGAGAAGGAUAUUGUUCACUCUGGGUUGGCCUACACCAUGGAGAGAUCUUCCCGGCAAAUCAUGCGCACAGCAAGCAAGUACAACCUGGGUCUGGACCUUCGGACGGCCGCCUACGUCAACGCCAUCGAGAAGGUCUUCAAAGUCUACAACGAGGCUGGGCUUACCUUCACAUAAAUAGCCAAUCACGACCCACACUUUCUCAACCUCCUCCCACCCUCCUGCUAUUGAUCACCCUCUCCUGCCUCUUCCACCCUCUAAACAGCCUUCAGAACAUAUCACUGUUUACCACAGCUCUUUGGCUCUUCUACACACACACACACACACACACACACACACACACACACACACAGCGAGACAUUGGCUAGCAUGGUAUUUAUCCUGUGAUCUUUGUGCUGCCAUUAUACUGUAUCCGCAUCUCUGUUUAAAUGUUGCCCUGUUCUAGUUGUUGCCUGAGGUUAUAUUGAGAAAAAGCAGAGAGAGUAACAUCCUGUCUCUCCUGCAGCCCUCAUAAAAACGUUUAUGAUAUUGUUGUAUGGCAGCCAUGUUCAGAGCACACAUUUUGUGAUCGCUGAAUGCACGUGAUCCUCCUGCUGCGAUUGUUUCAGUUGACAGCACUACAGAUGCCUUAUAUCAGAAAGAGGUCUGCUCUAAAAGGGAGAUGGCCACUUAAAUUUAACUUUAAAUAAAAGGGAUUUAGAUUUAACUUCAUGUGAAUAAAAGAGAAUAGUAAUUUUAUUACUCGAGUUUAUCAUGUCACUCUUCAGGUGCAAAGGUUCGUAGUAAAGUUGCCAAGUUUAAAGAUUCCCAACAAUGAUUUUUGUUUUUUAGAUAGAUGUUCAUCCCCUCCUUUUUUCCUGCUUUCCCAUCGCUUCAUCUCAUAUAUUAAAAGUCGCUCCUCCCCGACUCCUCCGCUGGCCAAGAAAGGAGAGCCGGGACGGCGGGAGGUGUCACCGUGACCGCCCGUCCCCUGGUUGAAUUAUUCUCAGUUUUAAUCGUCCAGUUCCUCAACACUGAAAUUGUUUUGGAGGAAAUUACUUUUUAUUUUUAUUUUAUUCAUUUUUUGGAAACCAAUAAAAUGUUCAGAAAAAG